CUUAAUCAAUAAACCAUGGCUUCAUAUCUUUUCCUAAAGUUUCAGUGUUUCAUCUUGUUAUUACUAUGGCUGCAAUUAGCAUCUACCACAGAGAUACCGAUCACUGCUUCCUCAUCAAUAGCGAAGCCUGGCUGCCGAGAUAAGUGCGGUAACAUCAGCAUCCCCUACCCGUUUGGUAUGGGCGAUGGAUGUUUCUUGAAUAAAUACUUCAAUAUAACAUGCAAUGAGAGUCUCCCUAAGCCUGCAGCGUACCGGUCGGUCUUUAAUAUCUCGAAUAUAUCAAUUUCUGAUGGCGAGAUGACAGUCGAACAACCCAUAGCCACUGAUUGUUCCGGUGUGGGAAUAGAUAUCUAUAAUAGAUUCAGCAAAUUUACCUUCUCUCAUACUAAAAACAAGUUCUUUGCAAUUGGUUGCAACACAUAUGCAUAUUUAGAAAUAAAUGGUAAUGCAUCUACUGCUACGGGAUGCAUGUCAAUCUGUAAUACAGUGGGGGAUACCACCAAUGGGUCUUGCACUGGUAUCGGUUGUUGUCAGGCAGGUUCCAUUCCAGCUGGAGUAAAAGUGUUUAAUGUGACAGUUGGAAGCCUAAAUGUAUCCCGUCGUUUGGAUUUUAAUCCAUGUAGUUAUGCUUUUUUAGCUGAAGAAAGUUCAUUUAACUUUUCUUCAUCAUAUCUCAAAGAUUUCAAAACUCGUGGGUCCGGAAUGGUUCCUGUGGUGGCCGAUUGGACCAUUGGUAAUGAGACAUGUCAAGAAGCUCAAAGAAACUUGACGACCUAUGCAUGUGGGCGUAACACCGACUGUAUACAUGGCAAAGGUCCAGGUUAUCGUUGUAGUUGUAAACCAGGAUAUACAGGGAUUAAUCCUUAUCUAGAUUGCCAAGACAUUGAUGAAUGCAAUCUGCAAAAGAAUCCAUGUACACAUGGAAGUUACUGCAUAAAUACGGAAGGGAGCUAUCAAUGCCCUUGCAUAAAGGGAUAUACUUCUGAAUUCAGGGAUGGUAACAUGACAUGCAUUCCAAUUCCUGAGAGUAUCUUUCGUAACAGGAUUUUUGUUGGGACUUGCCUGAGCUUAUCGGUUUUACUUUUGAGUCUUGUGACUAGCAUUUGGUUGUAUUGGGGAUAUAGGAAAAGAAAGCAUUUGAAAGUCAAGGAGGAAUUCUUUAAGCAAAAUGGUGGGUUGAUUUUAAGUCGACUCCUUAAUGAACGGCAAGAAGAUGUCGAGACUAGUAGAAAUGGCAGAGGAGGAAAAAAAAAAGCCGGUCAGUUGCUACUUGCUACAAUAUAUACCGAAAGUGAGCUAAGCAAGGCCACAAACAACUAUCAUGAAAAUCAAAUUCUUGGACGCGGAGGGUUUGGCACGGUGUAUAAAGGAACCUUGGCUAACGGAGAUGUGGUUGCAAUUAAGAAGACUAAGAUAGUCGACAGAAACCAAAAUGAACAGUUCAUGAACGAGAUUGCUGUUCUAUCACAAAUCAAUCACAAAAAUGUGGUUCAGCUCUUGGGCUGUUGUCUCGAGAGCGAAGUUACUUUACUGGUUUAUGAAUUUAUAAGUAAUGGGACCCUUCACCAACAUUUACACGAAUAUUCAGAAAAUCAAACUGCUGGUUCCGCUACUCUUUCAUGGGAAAAUCGUUUAAGGAUCGCCUCAGAAGUUGCAGGAUCAUUAGCUUACUUGCACGCCGAAGCUUCAAUACCCAUCAUUCACAGAGACGUCAAGUCAAGUAAUGUACUUCUUGAUGAUGAUUACAAAGCAAAAGUUUCGGAUUUCGGUGCUUCAAGAUUGAAUCCUACCGAUCAAGCUCAGUUAAGUACAGUUGUUCAAGGUACUUUUGGGUACUUAGAUCCAGAAUACAUGUUGUCAAACCAAUUAACAGAGAAAAGCGACGUGUACAGCUUUGGCGUUCUUCUUGUGGAAUUGUUAACAGGUAAAGCAGUAUUUUCUCCAGACAGACUUGAAGAGGAAAGAAAUUUGGCAAAUUAUUUUCUUUCUUCUCUCAGAACCAACAGGUUGUUUGCGAUUCUUGAUGGUAAUUUGGUGAGGUAUGAUGAUAAUGAACGGAUCAGUAGUGUGGAUGUGCACCAACAGAUCCAAGAAACGGCUGAACUAGCACAAAAAUGCUUAAGAGUGAAGGGAGAAAAGAGACCUACAAUGAAAGAAGUAGCAAUGGUGCUACACGGAUUGAUGAGAUCGUCUUCUAGUUAUCCUGGUGGGCGCAUGGAUGAUGAGGAAUUACCAAACAACAGCAAAGAAGAAUUCAUGCUCUUGUUAGAAUCAGCCAAUCUGUCUUACACGGACAGCAUGACAACAAUCGGUGAUAGUAGCAAAGGAACACUGGCCUUAGAAACCGAGGGACGUUAAUGUAUUUUGCGCAAUGAUUAGAAUUGUUUCCCUGUUGUAUCUUAAUUCUUAACGAACUAUAUGUACUCAGAUUUCUAGAAUGAAAAUGCAAUAAAUAGAUCUUCUAAAUGCAAUAAAUAAAUCUUCACCAAA
Molecule: messenger RNA, 2490 nt
Organism: Papaver somniferum (opium poppy)
Lineage: Eukaryota; Viridiplantae; Streptophyta; Magnoliopsida; Ranunculales; Papaveraceae
Product: wall-associated receptor kinase 5-like
Exons: 3
Coding region: 16-2358 (780 amino acids)
Biological process (GO): cell surface receptor signaling pathway; protein phosphorylation
Cellular component (GO): plasma membrane
Molecular function (GO): calcium ion binding; polysaccharide binding; ATP binding
Source: RefSeq, a predicted model, not a curated record